AUCUGCAGCAAUGUGCGGGAGGACUUACUGCAUCAUCUACAGCUCCUUCAUCACAUCUGUUCUCUGAUUCUCCGUUAAUAUGAGAGAAUUUUCUGUUGUUUCGUUGUAGGACUGUUGAGAUGCGGGUGAAGCUCCUGCUGAAUGACAGUGCCCAGAGGAGCUUCAUUAUGCCUGUUCUCAACGUGACUGAAGACAGCGUCUCCAGCGCUUCCCCGACCCCAGAUUCGUCUCCGUCUCUUUCCUUUACAGCGUUUUCCUCCCUCCCUCCAUCCCUGUCCUCGUUUGUCCCGCAGACGAACUGCUCUGUGUCUCCUUCUCCCUCGUCUCCACCGUAUAACUUCUACGCAGUUCUGUUGGUGUUGCUGAUUUUUUGCGUGGUGUUUGGCAACGUUCUGGUGUGUGUGGCCGUGUCCCGAGAGAAAGCGCUGCAGACCACCACCAAUUACCUCAUCGUGUCUCUGGCCGUGUCCGACUUGCUCUUGGCCACGCUGGUGAUGCCCUGGGGCGUCUAUCUGGAGGUUGUGGGUGAAUGGAGGUUCAGUCGGAUCCACUGUGACAUUCUGCUCACGCUGGACGUCAUGAUGUGCACCGCCAGCAUCCUCAACCUGUGUGCCAUCAGCAUCGACAGGUACACGGCCGUGGCUAUGCCGUUACUCUACAACACGCGCUACAGCUCCAGAAGACGUGUGGCUCUGAUGAUCGCUGUCGUCUGGUUCCUGUCGUUUGCCAUUUCCUGCCCGCUGCUGUUUGGUCUCAACAACACAGCCAGUCAGGAAGGGCGAGACUGCAGUUUUGCCGACCCUGCUUUCGUCGUCUACUCCUCUGUCGCUUCCUUUUACGUGCCCUUCAUAGUGACGCUGCUGGUGUAUGCGCAGAUCUGCGUGGUGCUGCGCAGACGGGGCAGACGCACCGCACCUUCACGCAGACACGGCCUCCAUCCGGAGCCCGGAGAUGGACAGAGAUCCCGCAAGAAUAAAUGCACUCAUCCUGAAGAUGUGAAGUUGUGCACUUUAAUAGUGAAGCCUCCUCCAGCUGCUCCACAACGCAAGAAAGUGACGCUGGUGAAGGAGGCCGUGGUUCAUCCUCUGGACGUGGAGCCCGUGUGUUUUCUGAGUCAGGACAGAGAGCAGCAGCAGCAGCAGCAGCAGUCGUCCGGACGCCCUAAAAUCUCCCUGUCGGUGUCCGUGGCUCCCAGUCCCGUGCGGCCCUGCUCCGCGCUCUCGGCCCCCGGUCUGCACAGGACCGCGCCGCAGGAGAACGCGCACGGACGCCACGGGUGGAGGGACAGAAACGCAGACAGAGAGAAAGGAGCGGCGGCCAAGGAGAGAGCGAGAGGAAGACUGUCGCAGCAGAAGGAGAGGAAGGCCACGCAGAUGCUGGCCAUCGUUUUAGGCGUCUUCAUCAUCUGCUGGCUUCCUUUCUUCCUGACGCACGUGUUGAAGGCUCACUGCGGCAGCUGCUGCAUCUCUCCGUCGCUCUACAGCGCGGUCACGUGGCUGGGUUACCUCAACAGCGCCGUCAACCCCGUCAUCUACACCACCUUCAACAUCGAGUUCCGCAAGGCCUUCAUUAAAAUCCUGCACUGCUGACAGACAGACGGGGAUUUGCUCAACACAAGCUUGAGACGUUUGUAAAGAUAACGCCGCUUGAGAGCUGACGGCAAAGAUAAGACGAGACGUUUGAAAAGCCUUUGUUUGUGGAACUGAUCGUCUGAAACCGUUGCGAUCGGCAGAAGUUUAUUCGUUUUUUUACAGUACUGUGACAUUAAUGUGUUUUUAAAAGAGUAGCUCGUCUAGAAAUGAACAUUUUGCCAUCAUUUGCUGCCCUUAUGAUCAAACCCCUAUGAUUUUAGUUCUUCUGUAAAAAACAGUGGUUUUUAAUCAAACACCAUCAUAAAUAUAUGGACAUUCUGAGCUUUUUAUCAAAAUUCUGAGUUUACAAAUUUGGAUUCUAUUUGUCUACGCACGCAAUUCUGCAUUUGUGUCUCGUGAUUCUGUGUUUAUAUCUUGUUGCAGUUCUGCAUUUUUCUCACAAUUCUAGAUUUGUUUUUGCAAAAUUCUGAUUUUAUAUCUCACAAUUCUGACUUUGUCUUGCAAUUUUUUUUA
Molecule: messenger RNA, 2105 nt
Organism: Labeo rohita (rohu)
Lineage: Eukaryota; Metazoa; Chordata; Actinopteri; Cypriniformes; Cyprinidae
Gene: drd2l
Product: dopamine receptor D2 like
Exons: 8
Coding region: 120-1589 (489 amino acids)
Biological process (GO): adenylate cyclase-activating adrenergic receptor signaling pathway
Cellular component (GO): presynaptic membrane; glutamatergic synapse
Molecular function (GO): dopamine neurotransmitter receptor activity, coupled via Gi/Go; G protein-coupled receptor activity
Source: RefSeq, a predicted model, not a curated record